Molecule: messenger RNA, 321 nt
Organism: Funneliformis mosseae
Lineage: Eukaryota; Fungi; Glomeromycota; Glomeromycetes; Glomerales; Glomeraceae
Source: the annotation of a GenBank genome assembly
AUGAUAAAAGACAAGUUGGAGUAUUCAAUACCCGAGAAGUUCAUGUUACCUAUCGAGAUGUAUGGAAUAUUGUUCAAGGAAAAUCUCCAAGGAAUAAAGAACUUGAUGGAUUGGUUUAAGCCCAAGGUCUCAGCGUUUCCAAUCACCAACUCUUGUUUCGUGACCGGUAAAUGGCGUAAUGGAUAUUCUUACUACCAAGCACAUAACGACAAGCAUAAAACUAGUUUUACUUCGACUGCAAGCAAGAACAUAACCGAUCCUCAUACAGAAACAGUAGACUCAACAGUCACAAUCUACUCAGUAUUACCUGGUAUUAGAUAG